Messenger RNA from Ruditapes philippinarum (Manila clam), 795 nucleotides. RefSeq lists its product as uncharacterized. Lineage: Eukaryota; Metazoa; Mollusca; Bivalvia; Venerida; Veneridae. The transcript is spliced from 6 exons. The record is from RefSeq and is a predicted model, not a curated record. Bases 16 to 780 code for a protein of 254 amino acids.
AGCCGGUACGUAGAGAUGUUUAUCAGCAAUUCCCGUUACUACCAGGCUACUGUUCAGUCGAAGAUUCCCAACGGAAAGACGGUGUAUCUAGGUCAAGAUCUGUUCCUUGGUGUCGCUCUGGACUACGGUACAACUCUUCCAAUAGAUAAAGUACAUGCCUAUGGACUCUACACGUAUGAUUGCGUGGCGUCGAAUAAUGCUGAUUUUCUUUCUACUGGUACAAACAGAGUGAUUCGAUUAACCGAUGCAACAACUGGAUGCAUAGCAGGGACAUUGCAAAGUGGCAAAGCAUUUUAUUUGUCAGAAGGAUUUAAAGUAGCCUCAAAAGACGGAGCAGACGCUCUCGGUAUAAUCUCGGACACCACCACGGGAACCUAUAAUUUUGUACAGUUGUCAGGGAAGUUUGACGCAGCUAAAUGGCUGGUAGGGGGAAAUGAUCAUGUGUACUUCAGAUGUAAGGUCAAGUUUUGCCGAAACCAAGACUUUAAAACAUCGUCAAAAUGCUGGGAUGUGUGUGCAAACCAUCCAAAUGUCGACUACACUGCACGAAGAAGAAGAGACGUUAACAAGACCACAGAUCCAUACCCGCCUAUUACCGUUACUGCCAAUGUAAAACUCGCGAGACCGCCUCAAGCCAAGGAAGAAGUCAAGGUUGAAUGCGUUAGUAACGUUGUUGCCUACUCGACCAUGUUGGCCCUGUCAAUGCUUCUGCUCGUUGCUAUGGGAGUUACGCUCAUGUUGUUUGUCAAGCUGUCAAGCAGGCAAAAAAAGAAAGCGUAAACCGCUUUACUGGCG